This is a messenger RNA of Nannizzia gypsea CBS 118893, 1701 nucleotides long. RefSeq lists its product as hypothetical. The record is from RefSeq and is a predicted model, not a curated record. NCBI's taxonomy places the organism in Eukaryota, Fungi, Ascomycota, Eurotiomycetes, Onygenales, Arthrodermataceae. Bases 1 to 1701 code for a protein of 566 amino acids. The transcript has a single exon.
AUGUCGAACGCUUCUCCCGCAGAUAUCAUUACCUAUAUUGGCGUUCCCCUUGCUGUGAUCGGUGUGCUCCCAAUACUUUACACAUGUGCGCGCGCACUCCUUGUCCUUCGCUCGAUUCGCAAAGUCCUAGCGCAAAAUGGACACUCCAACUCAGCAGUUACAAGAGGGAGCAUGAUGUCUGGGAUCGUUGAGGUUGAAUUGCCUCGCUAUACUAUAACACCUCUUGACCGGGAAGAAGACGAGGAAUAUUGGAAACUUAAUUUAAACCGGUCUAGCCUUCUAGGAGGCUCAUGGUCGUACUUUCACUGGAACUGCCUAGUAACGGGCAAAAAGUUAUAUCGAAUCCAAUAUAAAGACGAGCUACUUGUCCCUCAAGCAGAAAUAGAUUUCGAUGAGUUGGUUGGAUUCCUGCUAGAUCGUGGAGCCAUACCCGAUGAAAAUGGCUGGAACAUGCUGAGAACGAGUGGACUGUGGGCCCCGGCCGGAACUGUCCUGCUACGGUCGCCCCUGAACGGAUUUGGUGCUGUUUUGAGAACGAGUGUGCCUGAUGAUUCAGAUGGUGUUCUGAGCCUCAAGGUCCAUUGGCAAUGCGAUUGGGACAAACGCGAUAAACAUUGCCUACCACCCUUUUGGAUGCGCAUCCAUCAACCCAGGCUGUUCGGCGGUGGAACAUCCCCAAGCCCUGGAUCUAUUUCAAGGGAAGUAAUUGGAAAUAUUAAUGAUAAAGAUGGCGCAGACCUCCCAUCCGGUGCCAGCGAACCUGCAAAUCUAGCUACAGUGCCAACACUACUGGCCCAUCUCGAGGAAAAACGUGCUUCGCUUGACAGCACCGAUGCCCUUAGCGACAGUAUACGUUUCCGUAUCGAAAGUGAUACCAUUGAGAAAAUUUACUUCGAGCAGGGCCAUUCGCUCACCGGACGAACGACAGAGAUGGGUUAUUCGGGAGACGCAAUCACCCAAUGGUUCGUUUACACUGCCUCGUCACUAGGCCACAUUGAAAAAGCAGGAACCUGGAGCUUUGCAUUGCCACAAAAUAUUUUACUGGCCGUAAAUAGGGAAGCGGUCCCAUGUGGUGUGAUGGAGUUGCUAGAUAUCAUGCAAGGAGACGAAUUGCCGCACUGGGCAUCUCCACGGCCACAGUUUAACGACCAUAUGAAAUUCCAUAACCGGUUCCUUGAAGAUAUGAGAGCAAGAGAAGUUGAAAAAACGAUGCCACCAGCACAAGCUGAGGCUUCUCGUCGGGCCAGAGAACAGGCCAAAUGGGCGGCAAUGCGGAAUGAUCAAACCGAAGAAAUCAGACUCAUGCGUGAGUAUGAAGAGAAGCGUGGGAUGGAGGCAUUGACGUCCCCAAAGUUGAAUAACAAGGACAUUGCGGAUGCAUGCUUGAGGUGGUUGGUGAGCAACAAUCACGUUCCUAAAACGUAUCAGAUCAAGGAUUUGGCCAAGGCAGUGUUAUACCUGAUGGUUCUAGAUUCCAACCAAGCCAAGUUAAUUGCCCAGGUGUGUGAUCGUUGGACGAUCUGGCAUCAGUCACCAGGCAUGAAUCGGUCGGAGAUAGAAUUCUUACGAGGGAAUACGGCUAAUUUCUGUUAUGCCUCUUCUAUAAUAUAUACUAUCCAAAUAGCGGCACGGUCAGAGGCUCAGGUGUCUACUGAUAUGCAAGAAUGCCUCAAGGUCUGGAAGAAAGUCCGGCUCGGUUGA